AUGGGGAAUUUGAUUAGUCUUGAAUGGUUGGAGCUCUCUUCAAACGAGCUAGUUGGGAAGAUUCCUACACAGUUGACUAGUUUGGGUUCUCUUGCAGUGUUAAACCUUUCACAAAAUCAGCUCAUUGGACUUAUACCUCUGGGAAAACAAUUCAAUACUUUUGGUAAUGAUUCCUAUGUUGGUAACUUGGGAUCGUGUGGGUUUCCAUUGUCAAAGAGAUGUGACGACACUGAGGCAUCCGUUUUUCAUGAGGAAGCAGACUUUGAGUUUGGAUCUGUGUGGAAAGCGACAUUUAUGGGUUAUGGAAGUGGACUAGUGUUGGGAAUAUCUGCAACAAAUAUCAUGUUCACCCUUGGAAGACCCAAAUGGCUUGUGAGGAUGGUUGAAGAAGCCAGCUACGAACUUAAGAGAUAUCUCAGAGGAGGAAGAAAUUUGUAA
This is a messenger RNA of Theobroma cacao (cacao), 438 nucleotides long. Lineage: Eukaryota; Viridiplantae; Streptophyta; Magnoliopsida; Malvales; Malvaceae. The record is from RefSeq and is a predicted model, not a curated record.